AUGUCACCCGAGGGGCCCGUACCUGAACCAACCCUCGCCCUAAAACCGGCCAACCGCCAUCGCAGCUUCUCCGCCGCCGCUUCGCCGCCUCCGCCGCCUCCGGUUCACUCGCUGCCCCGCUGGUUUUGUUUACAUCUUGCCAAAUCGCGUACCCGCCACACGCGUCCGUUUCCUCCUCCUCCUCCUCCUCUGCUCUCCGCCCUCGCCGCCAUGCAGAUGAUGAACGCGCCCAUGCAGCCAAUGGUGCCGCAGCAGCAGCAGCCGCCGCCGCCUCCGCCUCCCCAGACACAGCAGCAGCAGCAGCAGCAGCAGGCCCAGCAACAAGCUCAGCAGCAGCAGCAGGGCCAGCAGCCACCGCCUCCCUCUCCCUACGGCCACCUGCCCUCCGCCGCUCUUCCGCACCCGAACGCGCCCUCCACCGCCGCCGCCGCCGCUGCUGCUGCUGCCGCCGCGGUCGCCGCCGUCCACCUCACGCCGACUCCGAUGCAGCACCAGCAACCGCAUCCACAGCUCUCGGCCCCGCCAACAGACGACCAGCUCAACCGCAAGUGGACAGACCACGAGAUGUGCCGGCUCCUGCGCGCCUACUACCUCGCGCUCACGCAGCCGCCGCCGCAAGGCGCCACCUGGGAUGCGUCUGCAAACAACCAGCUCGUCAAGUACGACAACCGCGAGAUGCUCUUCGACCAAGUCUGCCGCUUCUACUCUGGCGACCUGCGUCCGCCGUCGCCGUACCCCUCGCUCUGGUUUGCCGGCAACGACUACGAUCUUCUCAACCAUUCACCCGAGUCGCCCGAAGGCGUCAAGCGCAGGACGCCAAAGUCCUUGCUCGAGAAGUUCAAGUUCUUGCGCAUGACCUACUACUUCAUCCUCGAGUACGACAAAAAGUACUCGCAUGUGCCUACCGGAAUCCCGCAGUACGAGCUCGGUGUCGUCCAGAGUGGCUCGGGGUGGUACAAGCUCGGUGUGAAAGAGCAGAGAGACCUGCUGGGAAAAGCUCGCACGCCCAUGUCUGGUCGCGUCUUUGUUCUCAUGCACGCCAUCAUGACCCGUGUCGAUGCCCUCCGCUCUGGGGAGGUUAUUGAGACCCCCGCGCAGCAGCAACAGCAGCAGCAACAAGCACAGCAGCAGCAACAGCAGCAGCGACUUCAGCAAAUGCAAAUGCAACAACAACAGGCGCAGCAACAACAACAACAACAACAACAACAACAACAACAGGCGCAGCAGCAGGCUCAACAGCAACAGGCCCAGCAGCAGCAGCCUCUACGCCCACGCUCUCUGCAAGAUGAUCCAAACAACCGAAACAAGCGCCAACGGACCUCUGUCUCACAGUCGACUCCACAGCCUCAGCAACAAUCCCAGCAAUCCCAGCUUCAACAGCAGCAGCCAUCUCAACAGCAAACCCCGACACUGGCCUCAUCCGCCAUCACAGACAUGCCAUCUCCGCUCUCCUCCUCUCUCUCGGCCGCCAUGAACUCGGCAAACACCUCUGCAAGCAUGAUGAACAACCGCCUUCUAGCAGCUCUUCUAGAGUCUGUCGAGCGCAACACUCGUGCGGUCGAGCGCAUGGCGGCCGAUCAUGCGAGCAUCGCUCAGAAGUACGACGAGAUCAGUGGAGUCCUGCGCGAGAUGAAGGACGCAUAUCUUAGAAACACCAAUAUGCAGAUCUAA
This is a messenger RNA of Myxozyma melibiosi, 1671 nucleotides long. RefSeq lists its product as uncharacterized. The record is from RefSeq and is a predicted model, not a curated record. Lineage: Eukaryota; Fungi; Ascomycota; Lipomycetes; Lipomycetales; Lipomycetaceae. Bases 1 to 1671 code for a protein of 556 amino acids. The transcript has a single exon.